Messenger RNA from Suillus clintonianus, 558 nucleotides. RefSeq lists its product as uncharacterized. Bases 97 to 372 code for a protein of 91 amino acids. The record is from RefSeq and is a predicted model, not a curated record. Lineage: Eukaryota; Fungi; Basidiomycota; Agaricomycetes; Boletales; Suillaceae. The transcript is spliced from 3 exons.
UUGGCUCCGCAGUGGGGUAUAUAGGGGAGCUCUAGUUAAUGCGAGCUGCGAUCUUGCUUAACAACUACUAUCACAACCCACUAUUACCUGUUACCAAUGUCUCAACAAACGAAAGAUAACAGCACUCCACUUAGUCACCAACAGGGACAACAGCAGCAAUUUAACAUCCUUCCUCACCCUGCUAAAUCUAACGAUCCGGCGGACUUGGCUGGGGGGCCUCGGCUUAACACGGGUUUGACCAGCAAGCCCGAGUUUCAGGCCUAUCACGCUCGUGACCCACAUGUGCCUAGCAAGGACAUCGUCAAUAACCUCGAAGCCCCAUUGAGUCGUGAGGAACUUCAUAGAAGGGCGGAGGAGCUGAACAAGAAGUAGAAGUCACAUCUGAGGCUGCAUCGUGAUCUGCAAAGGGUAUCCCGCCGUACCUAUCGAUCAUAAGACUGCUCGUGUAACCGUACGCGAUACGAAGCCGAACUGCAGCCUAUCGUAUAUCAUCUGUAUAUCUGCAUAUGAUGUUCGCAAAUACCUUCUCAAACAAUGCCGUGGCACCUUUCAAAUAUU